Jaculus jaculus (lesser Egyptian jerboa) is the source of this 1809-nucleotide messenger RNA. Its product is annotated as solute carrier family 7 member 13. Lineage: Eukaryota; Metazoa; Chordata; Mammalia; Rodentia; Dipodidae. Bases 116 to 1570 code for a protein of 484 amino acids. Gene Ontology annotation, cellular component: membrane. The transcript is spliced from 4 exons. The record is from RefSeq and is a predicted model, not a curated record. Gene Ontology annotation, biological process: amino acid transmembrane transport. Gene Ontology annotation, molecular function: L-amino acid transmembrane transporter activity.
ACAAAAAGGAGAGAGCUCUUUUAUUUCAGAGUACCCAUGAACAUCCCUUUCAGCAACAUAGGCAGAGAUUAAGAAACAGUCAUUUAUCCAGAACUUAAACUGUUUUUCAAUCACAAUGGAUAGAGAAAAGAAAAUACGGCUCAAGAGAGAACUUGGAUAUUUCUGGUGCACAAAUUUUUUAAUAAUUAAUAUAAUUGGUGCAGGGAUUUUUGUUUCUCCCAAAGGGGUGCUUAAGUACUCUUCCAUGAAUGUGGGGAUCUCUCUUUGUGUCUGGGCUGCCUGUGCCCUGUUGUCCAUGACCUCCACUCUUUGCACUGCAGAGAUAGGUAUAACCUUCCCAUACAGUGGGACUCACUACUAUUUUAUCAAGAGAUGCUUUGGCCCCUCACUUGCAUUCUUAAGACUUUGGACCUCCUUGUUUCUGGGCCCAGGGCUAGUUGCUACCCAAGCUCUGCUGCUGGCAGAGUAUGGCAUUGACCCCUUUUACUCCAGCUGCUCUGCCCCAAAUCUGCCAAAGAAAUGCCUGGCCUUGGCUGUGCUCUGGAUCGUAGGGAUUCUGAAUUGCAGAGGUGUAAAAGAGUUGAGUUGGCUUCAGACCAUGAGCACUGUGCUCAAAAUAUCAAUACUCAGCAUCAUUUCCUUAAGUGGAGUGGUCAUGCUGGUGAGAGGGAAGAAGAAGAAUGUAGAGAGACUUCAACAUGCUUUUGAUGGUGAGCUUCCAGAUGUCUCUCAGAUCACUGAAGCCAUCUUCCAAGGAUAUUUUGCAUUUUCAGGUGGAGGAUGCUUUACAUGCAUAGCAGGAGAGCUGAAGAAACCCAGUAGGACAAUUCCUAAAUGCAUAUUUACUGCAAUCCCGCUGGUCACUGUGGUGUAUUUACUUGCCAACAUUUCCUACCUGACGGUCCUGACACCCAGGGAAAUUCUUUCUUCAGAUGCUGUGGCCAUUACAUGGACUGAUAGAAUUCUCCCUCACUUAACAUGGAUUGUUCCUUUUGCUAUUUCUGCCUCACUAUUUAGCAACCUUAUAAUUACUGUCCUUGAGUCAUCAAGAGUGACAUACCUUGCAGGCCAACAAGGCCAGCUGCCUUUGUUAUGUGGUACAUUAAAUGUUCACUCUUCUCCACUUAUACCUGUGCUACUAAACGUCAUUCUAGGAUCCCUUGCAAUUGUUGCAACAAGCCUAAUUGAACUAAUAAACUAUCUAUACUUUGUGGUUUCUAUCUGGACCUUGUUUUCGAUGGUAGGAAUUCUGAAACUGAGGUACCAGGAACCCAAUCUACAUAGACCUUAUAAGGUGUUUUUGCCAUUCACAUUCAUCACAAUUGCCCUCACUCUAUGCUUGGUUUUGAUACCACUGGUAAAGUCUCCAAAGAUGCAUUAUAUCUACGUGAUACUCUUCAUCCUCAGUGGCCUGCUCUUUUAUAUUCCUCUAGUACAUUUUAAAUUGAAGCUGGUUUGGUUUGAGAAGUUGACAUGCUAUCUACAAUUACUGCUUAAUAUUUGCAUCCCUGAUGAAUCUGAUGAACAGGUGCCUGAUGUAGAAACUUCAAAAAAAGACAUGGCUUUCUAGGUGUACACCAUAAGAUAAAAUGUUAAGGAUGAUAAUAUCAGGACUGAAAUAACACAUAUAAAAUUACCCAGGUUAGUUUCAGCUAUUAAUCACAAAGAAAUUGUUAUGUAUAAUUACAUAUCUGCUUUGUUUUGUGAAAAAAAAUUAAGUCUCAUUUUGUGUAGCAUGAUAUAUAGUCACUUACUUUCCAGUUAUACCAUUUUUUUUCUCUAGCUCAUCUAGUUUGUACAGAAUUUGUA